This is a messenger RNA of Striga hermonthica, 1221 nucleotides long. Lineage: Eukaryota; Viridiplantae; Streptophyta; Magnoliopsida; Lamiales; Orobanchaceae. The record is from the annotation of a GenBank genome assembly.
AUGGCCAACAAUCAUAGCAAGUACUAUAGUAGUGAUGAGGAAGAUGAUGAAUACCUGGCAGGACUGGUGAAAUCAGCAAGUGCAGUGCUGCGCGGGGAGUCUGUUGACGAGAAUCUCGUGAGCGUGCUGAGGCAAGCCGGGGCGGACGAGUGCUGGCACAAGCACGGCAGUUUCCUUGACCACCUCCUCGGCGUCCACCGCAUCCUGACCAUGUGGAACGCCCCUUCCCCAGUCCGCCUCUGCGGCCUCUUCCACUCCGCCUACUCCAACUCCUACGUCAACCUCGCCAUCUUCCCUCCAUCCAAGAACGGCCGUGAAAUCGUGCUCUCCCACGUGGGCCCCGCCGCCGAGAGCCUCAUCCACCUCUUCUGCGUCGUUCCUCGCCAGCACCUCAUCCACGACCUCAUCAUGUCCCGCUACUCGGACGACGCCGAGCUCGUGCGCCACCUUAGCGGAAUCGACGACAGCUGGCGGGCGAAGGUGCAGUCGGUGUGCCCCGCGGAAGGGGUGAAGGUGAAGCACAUCCGGACGGGAGAAGACGUGGUGGUCCCCAGGAGGGUUGUGGCGGUUUUUCUACUGCUGACGAUGGCUGACUUCAGCGACCAGCUGUUUGGUUUUCAGGACGUGCUGUUUGACAACGCGGACGGGCGGCUCGAUUUCUCCGGGAAUAAUGCCGGGACGUGUCUCUGGCCGGGGGAGGGGAAGCCGGGCCUCUGGCUCAACUACGUGUCCAGGAUGGGGGCCAUAUACAGGCUCAUCGUCAGAGAAGAAGAGAUGGCCACCGCCAAUAAUAGUACUUGUACUGAUGAUCUGCCAGAUCUGGAGCUGGUUAUUCCUCCGGUUUUCAACUGGUGCAAGGCUGUGGUGGAGUCGGGUGAUCAGGUGAAGGCGAGAGAUCUGUACUGGGAGGCGGUGUGCGGCGGGAGAGCAGGGCAGGUUGAGGAGGAGGAGAAGCUUUUGGAGAGUGUGGAGAAGAAUCCGUUUGUGGGGGAGCCUCUGCUGGUAUUGGGGCAGAUGUAUUUGGGGAAAGGGGAUUUUGAAGCGGGGGAGAAGGCGGUGCGUAGAGGACUGAGGCUGAUGCUGGAGUGGGGGAGCCCGUGGGAUAAGAGGAUGACGUGGCAGGGAUGGGUUGCGUGGGGAAGGGUACUCCUCAACAAGGCUAAGGACAGGUCCUGGCCACAAAAUGGUUGGGGUAUCCUCAACCUCGGCCUCGUCACCUGA